GUGGUAGUGGUGGUGGUGGUAGUGGUGGUUCAGUCUCAGUAGUGCCACACCCGCCAGACACACACACACCUUGCACUCAUCGGCUCCUCUCUUUCACUCACACGGAAUCUAUUACUGAAACUGUUAUACUUUGUUUGCCUUCGCUGUCCUUUCUCUUUGUGUCAUCAUAUUCCUCGUCUUCCACUUGUUCUCUCUUACGUACUCUCACUCUGUUACUAAAACUGUUCUAUUUUUCUCCUAUUUUUACUGAUUCCUCUCUUUCUCUCUCUCUCUCUCUCUCACUCUUUUCUUCACUCAGUUUUGACACUUUUCAUAUCCCUUGUCUCUCUCUCUUUAUCUCUGUUUCAUUCACUCAUAUUCACUUUCUCAUCCAGUCACUUAAAACUUACUCAUUUCCCUUCUACUGAUUUCCUCUCACUCACUUUUACCAUUCUUCACUUUCUUCAUAUCAAUUUGACUCAUUCUCGUCAUAUUCUGUCAGUUUUUCAUUCACCCACAUUCACUCAUCAUUAGUUACUCAGAUUCUUCAUCUUUUUUUAUCUCAUUUUUUAAUUCUAUCAUUUUGCCUCUCUCUAUCUCUCUUUGUACCUGCUAUCUCACACAAGGCAUGCAAUCUACAAACUAAAACUAUUUCUCCCUCUCUCUCUUUCUCUAAUAAUUGAGUGCAAGGUAAUACUUAUAAAUGUGUGCAGUGUUUCAUCAUCACGCGUGUAUAUCAGUGCUGCUUCGUGUGUAGUUAGGAGUGUUACACAAACCAAACACUGCGAGCGAGGACGAAGGAAAACGAGAGUAAAUAAUAUCACACUGGCAAGGAAGAUAAAAAUAAACCAAACAUGACAAGUGCUAAAGAAAGAUACAUAAGAUAACAGUGGAAGAAGAAAGAUAAACAUAUACCACAAAAAAAGGGGGAUAAAUAAGGAAAUAAUAAAAAAAGGAAAAAAAAAACAUUGGUAAUUAAGAGACACCAGAAAAUAAGAGUGAAAAGGAAAAUACAAACACACUGAUAAUGGAAAGGAGUGGUAAAGAAAGUGACAGUGAACAAUAGUGGAAGAAAAAGAAGAUAAAGUGGAAACCGAAAAAAAAGUGGAAAAAAGAAAACGAAAGUGAUAUUAAUAAAAAAAGGAAAGAAUAUCAUUAUUAUUACUAGCAAUUCUUGAAGACUACUACUACUACUACUACUACUACUACUACUACUACUACUACUACUACUACUACUACUACUAAGACCACCACCACGAGGCUAAAAUGACGACCAUGACAAGAGGAGGAAAGUGGAGGAGUGGAGGGAAUCACCACCACUCCUCCUCCUCCUCCUCCUCCUCCUCUUCUUCCUUCAGCCUCCUCUCCAUCUACCUCAUCCAGCUCCUCUUCCUCCUCUUCCUUCCCGUCAAUGGUGUCGGUGAGGCGGCAGCACACACGUCCCCCGGGUCAGCGGUGAGCAGCAGUAGCAGCAGCAGCAGCGGGGGCGGCGUGCCCGGCGUGGAGGUGUACCGUGUGGUGGUGCCCGGCAUGAGCAUCUUCGUGAUCGGGCGCAGCGUGCUGGACGACGCCGUGGGCAGGUCUGUGGUGGUGCCCCCCGCCAUCGGCAGCAGCGUCAUUGCCGGCAUAGCGCGCCCUGUGCUGGGUGCCGCCAAUGAUGACACGCUCCCCACCACUACCCCUGCCCCUGCCCCAGCCACCACCACCACCACCGCCGCCCCCACCACCACGACCACUACCACCACAACUACUACUACUACUACUACCACCACCACCACCACAACCACCACGCCGCUUCCUCCCAAAGCCCCGGCCAACAAGGACAACACCACCAAUACAAACUCAGCCGGGGCGCGUCGCUCCCCAAACAAGCGUGUUUUAGCCAGACUGAUGAAGCAGCAGUUUGACAUCUUCAAGGACAGCCUGGUGGCGCCCACCGAGACCCCAACACCUACACGCAAGAAGGCCAACCCAGCCCAGCCCUCUGCCAAGAAUGGCGGGAGGGGCCGCAGCCUGCAAGUCGGGGAGUUAACCAGCAAGGCUGAGCGGGGGCUGGGCCUGGCGAGGAUCCCAGCGGCGUGCACUCUGGGCUACUGAAGCCUGACGCACACCCCAUCCCCGUCACCUUCACCUCCCUGCCAGGCUUUCCCUCACGCCUGCCCCCCGCCCCGCCGCCCCGCACCGCCACGGCCCCGGGGCCCAGCGACGCAGGGACGCCCUUAAGAGUGGAGCAACGGUUCAGCAGCGCAGCACGACCGGCAUCGGGGCGCCUCACACCGUCCAGGAGCUCGCAAGUGGGUGAUUUGAUGCGCCUGUUGCAGACCAGGCUGAUCGGCGGCCUGCGCACCGCCAUGCCCGGGGUGUCGCCUCCCCCUGGCCAGCCCCCGCACCAGCACUUUGACCCCUCCAUUGUGGUGAACUUCCUCACCCUGGUGGCACUCUCCCAGCAGAGAAGUGGCGGGAUUCGAUCGUCAGUUCAGCGCAACGCCUCGCCGGCAGGAGGCCCCACCAUCACCCUGCCCACCCUCGCUGAGGGCAACCCAGAGAGCGAGUUUGGCCCCUACAGCACCGGCAAUGAUCCGUCAGCCGGCGUGGACCCCUCUACCAUAGUGCUGCCCCCCAUGCUGCGCCAGUCCCUCUACUCCUACCUGCUGCCCCGCCUGGCCUCCCUCAGCGCCCUGGUGGAGACCGUGCCUGGCGUGCCCGGUCUGGACUACCCCAUCAUUGCCGCCGUGCCCUAUACCAACUUCUACUGCUCCGAGAUGCCCUGGCCUGGCUUCUACGCCGACACUGAGGCCAGAUGUCAGGCGUGGCACUACUGCGAUCUGGACGGGCGGCAGGCGUCGUUCCUCUGUCCAAACGGCACCAUGUUCAACCAGGCGUUCUUCGUGUGCGACUGGUGGUACAACGUGGACUGCCAAUCGGCGCCCUACCUCUACUCCCUCAACGAGCGUGUCUUCGCCCUGCCCGAGGUGGACGAGACGGCCCCACACCGCACCCUCACCGCAGAGAUCCUGGACACCAUCUUUUUGUGAUGACCCACCAGACAGCCACCAAGCCACGCCCCUUCAUGCGUGAUGAGCCUCGGCGACGUGGCGCGAGGGCAGCACCUAAGCCGCAUCCCGCCAGCCGUCAUCGUCAUCAGCAACCCCCGGGGAGCGCGGCCUCAUCCCCGCCCAGCCCUUCUGGCCACCCCAAGCCCCCACCACCAUCACCACCACUGCUGCAUCCAUCCCCACUUCAACCCCACCAUCACAACACGCGAGGGCACACCUCAAUGAGGUGCAGACUGGGGUGGUGGUGCAGGAUCACGGCUACCGCAAAGCCCCGCCGGGCGCCAUUACACCCCUGCCUCGUCUGGGUGCUCGCCGGCCCUCUUCCGGCUGGCGGCUGAGGACCAGGCGCUCACCAGCCAGCCAGCUGGUGCCACUGUCGAGCCGGCCCCGGUGACUCGCACCCCAGACACCACCAACCCGGCAUCCAUACCCCUGAAGGAAGAACAUACGCCUUUCUUUCUUCCAAGCCUGCAAGACCCACAUCUGACCCCGCAGCUUCCAACAUUCCCAGGUACACAGUUUCCCGUGCAGCCCCACACAGCCGCAGGACUCCAGCCUGAGUCCCUCCUGCAAAGCCUGCCGCCUGGCCAGCCACACUCACGAGUGGAGGACGUGCGGCCCGCCUCGCUAGUGAAGGGCGGCGUCAUCACUCCGACACAGGCAGACCGAGUUGCACCAGCGGCAAGGCCAUUUUACAGACGGGGCCGCGCUCACCCACCGCACCCAGACACCGCCAGGGGGUGCAGCCCCCACUGGACCAGCCACCCACCGCCCCGCCCGCCUCAUUCCCGGGGGUCAAACCCGGGCACCCACUGACCUUCCGCCAACCCUCCACACCUGCUGGGUGCCACUCAGCCGCCAACCAGGCCGCUUGGCAGACCCCUCCCCACCCAAAGACCGAUCCCCAGACCACGCCCCACUGCCGCCACCCACACGCCUCCCGCCGAGAACACAGCCACCACAAACCUCGCUACAACCCACAGUAAGCAAGGGCGUCGGCACGACCAGUGACCAAAGCAAAAGUGAGGAAGACUAUUAUUACUACUAUUACAGCGACGAGGACUACUACUACGACGACGACUACGGUAACUCAGCUAGCAAGGACAGCGGCGAGCAGCGCACGUCACCUGCACGUCCAGUGGGACCUCCCCGCUCCCUCCACCACCCCCAACAACCACCACCACCACCACUAGACGACCCACAACCAAGGGCCCCAUCACGCUUCCCCCGUCCUUCUUCGGGCCGCCCCAUGGACGCCGCCGCCCCGGACGGCCUAAACCCAAAAGCGGGGACGCGUCCAGACUGCUGCCUCUCACCCCACCACGCCGCCUCCCAGCAUUUCAUCCCCGAGCAGUCCUCGGAGGAGACAGAGCCGGACAGCGACCCCUUCACCCCUAACCCCCGAGCAACACUCUCCACUAGAUGAUUAUGAUGAUGCAGGCUCCCUUCGCCCUCGUCCCUCCCCCACCCAACACUUCAAUCCGGGCAUCAACCUGGGCACACUGUGGGGCAACGGCCGCUACGCCACGCUGCGGGCGCCACCUCAGGAGGUGCUGGACAACCCACAUCUGCUCCUCGCCCUCGCUGGGGGCUCAGACACGCGGCGCGGUGGGCCCGUCUACUUUCCCGCGGAGUUAGGCGGCCUCCACGACCCCGCCGAGGAAAAACUACGGACGACUACACCCAAUUCCGAGCACCGCGGCGUGCGUCCCCGGCCCUGCAGCACCCCAGCGACUCCAAACACCAAGCGGUCACCACACGGCACGACACGCGCCCACCCUCGCCCCCUGCCUCUGUCUGGCCGCCCCACACGCCCACAGCACCCGAAAGGCACCAAGACGGAGACAGCAUUGUUGGUGAUGAUGCCCUUGCGCCCCUCACAGACACAACGCCGAGUAGGGGGCUGGUGCAGGAGACAGAAGACAGUGUGGAGGAGCAAACAAGUACAUGGAGAAAGGAUGAAGAGGAGGACAUGGAGCAGGAUGAAGAGAAGGUGCGAGAUUCAGAAACAUGAAGUAAAAACAUGAAAAUAGAGAGAAUAUCAGUGAAGGGGAAGAGAAAUACGAGUGGUAUGAGGAGGAAGAGGAGGACGACGACAACGACGCUAAAAAAUAUGAAGAAUAUGAAUGGUAUGAGGAGAUGGAAGGUUACAAUAAUGAUGACGUACACGAGGAAAUAAGACAAGAACUGGGUGAGGAAAGGAAGGAGGAAGGGAGAUACAAAGGAAGGAGAGUGGCGAGGAGAAAGGGAGAAGAGAGAGAAGUUGUGGGUGAGAGAAGAUGAACCUCCACUAGAGACAGAAAUGCAAGAGCUAUAUGUUACCAAAAUAGAAGAGGAAAACCAAGAAGAGGAGGAGGAAAAGGAGGAGCCCAUACGUAAUAAAGCUUCACCCGUUACCAAAAUAAACAAGGAAAAUGAGGAAAAGAUGAAGGAGCCCCGACGAAAUGCAGCUUCACCCGUUACCAAAAUACAAAAGGAAGAAGAGGAAAAGAAAAA
This is a messenger RNA of Scylla paramamosain (green mud crab), 5531 nucleotides long. Its product is annotated as nuclear pore glycoprotein p62-like. Bases 2286 to 3014 code for a protein of 242 amino acids. The transcript is spliced from 7 exons. Gene Ontology annotation, molecular function: chitin binding. The record is from RefSeq and is a predicted model, not a curated record. Lineage: Eukaryota; Metazoa; Arthropoda; Malacostraca; Decapoda; Portunidae. Gene Ontology annotation, cellular component: extracellular region.